CCUGUGUCGGAUAUACUUGAAGUACGAUCUGGGUACAGUACUGACAAUCUACAUAAAGCUGCAAAAAAGUACGAAUUCCAAGAAGCCGCACCGGAAGCCACUUGUUUCUCUGUCAUAUUCAGUCAUGCCAAGUUUCUGCACAAAUCAGUGGACUUUGCAGCCAACAAUAAGCAGGAUCGUGACCGAUGGGUAUCUGCUCUAACGUAUGUCAUCUCUAAAGUCAGAGAGCAAAGAGCUCAAUAUAACGAGCAAGCAUGGAUUCUUCAAAAGUUCCGUGAAGCCGAUACUAACAAGAAUGGUACACUCUCCUUUAGCGAAGUCUGGGCUUUACUUCAAAAAAUGAAUUUGGAAAUUUGUGAAAAGUACGCCAGAGCGAUGUUCAGGUUUUUUGAAUGCCUGACUGAUCGUCCCGAACUGCAUCACGUUCUGCGGAUGGUCAGCAGUGGUGGAGUGGAAAGUGUUACGGUAGCUGAUCUGCAGAAAUUCCUCACGGAAGAGCAAGAUUUUCACAAUGUGGAUAUCAAAAAAGCAGAAUCAAUUUUGGAAACAUUUGAGCAGGCAGUUCAGCAGCAGAAGGAUAAACUCAUGGGGAUUAUUGGUUUCCGACGACUCAUGCAAUCACGUUGGGGAAAUAUCCUCAAAGAAGGGCAGGAGGCAAUCUGGCAAGAUAUGGAUCAGCCGCUUCCGCACUAUUUCUGUAAUUCAAGUCACAACACCUACUUGUCUGGUUUGCAAAUGAAAGGUGUAGCGACGGUCGAAGGAUACAUCUACGCUUUGAAGAAAGGAGCACGAUUACUUGAACUUGAUUUGUUCGAUGGAGAGCAUGGAGAACCGGUCAUUACUCACAAACGAACUUUAAUUGAGCCAAUCACUUUGCGGCACGCCCUAGAAGCUAUCAAGCGAUGUGCGUUCGAAUUCACUCCUUACCCUGUGAUUCUGACCAUUGAGAAUCAUGUUGGUCUCGUACAGCAAAGAGUAAUGGUUGAUGUCUUUCAAGAGGUCCUCGGUGAUAUGCUCUACAUAUCUCCCCCAAAUUCGGCAAAAGUUGAGUUACCCAGCCCCAAUGCCCUAAAGCACAAGAUAUUGUUGAGAGGUAAAAAAUUGGGUGGAGCUCCAGAUGAUGAUAGGGACGACGACGACGACGAUCCGCCAUCGAAAAAGAAGAUAUGCGUUGAAAGCGGUGUUAAUGGCUCUGAAGGAGCGCUGAAUGAAGGAAACUGUUCAACAGAGCUAGUAAUGGGGCAGCUGCUCCUGCGUUCUUUCAAUCCAUUGGGCCCAGCUGAGCUAUCGGCGAUGGCCGGUGACAGGAUCGGGUACGAAACUGUUCAGAUUGCCCUUGCAAAUUCGUUUUCACUGAGAUUUUGCCAGUACAUGCUCUACGGAUGA
This is a messenger RNA of Haemonchus placei, 1386 nucleotides long. The record is from the annotation of a GenBank genome assembly. Lineage: Eukaryota; Metazoa; Nematoda; Chromadorea; Rhabditida; Trichostrongylidae.